AUGCCCGAGAACAGAGCAGCUUGGCUCAUGGCCAAGAAGGUCAAGCCUCUCUCAGUCGCCCCAGCCCCUUACACGCCCCCAGGCCAAGAUGAAAUCGUCAUCCGCAAUCGCGCCGUGGCCAUCAACCCGGUUGAUUGCUUCAAGCAAGAAUCUGGAGACAUCUUAUAUGGCUGGGUUAAGUACCCGUGCAUUUUAGGCAAUGAUGUCGCCGGUGAAGUUGUCGAGAUCGGCCCCGGCGCCGGUGCCAAGCGCUUCAAGAUCGGCGACCGCGUUCUCGGACAUGCCGUCGGCUUGGACAAGCGCAGCAACAAGGCUUCUGAGGGUGGUUUCCAGGAGUAUGUUGUCUUGAGAACCAAGCUCACGACCCCGAUCCCGGAAUCCAUGACCUUUGAAGAGGCGUGUGUCAUCCCUCUCGGGGCAUCGACAGCUGCCUGCGGACUCUUUAUGAAAGAUUUCUUGGGUCUGCAGUACCCUUACGUCAACUCGAAACCCAAUGGAGAAACUCUAUUGGUCUGGGGUGGAUCUACCAGCGUCGGUUGCAACGCCAUACAGCUCGCUGUUGGAGCAGGUUACGAAGUCAUUGCAACGGCAUCGCCCAAGAACUUCGAAUACCUUAAGAGCCUAGGUUCCAAGGAGGUCUUUGACUACCGAAGCCCGACUGUCGUUCAAGACAUUAUCAGCACAUACAAGAACCGGAAAUGUGCUGGCGCCCUCGCCAUCGGAGCCGGCUCCAUGGUCCACUGCGUGGACGUUGUGUCGGUUGUCAAAGGGCGGAAAUUCGUUGCCCAAGCCAGCGUUGCGGGGCCAGGAAAACCUCCAUCUGGCGCCAAGGACUUGUUUUCGACUAUUUGGGCGGUCACUUCGACGUGA
Molecule: messenger RNA, 870 nt
Organism: Colletotrichum chrysophilum
Lineage: Eukaryota; Fungi; Ascomycota; Sordariomycetes; Glomerellales; Glomerellaceae
Exons: 2
Coding region: 1-870 (289 amino acids)
Molecular function (GO): oxidoreductase activity, acting on NAD(P)H
Source: RefSeq, a predicted model, not a curated record